Molecule: messenger RNA, 258 nt
Organism: Aspergillus tanneri
Lineage: Eukaryota; Fungi; Ascomycota; Eurotiomycetes; Eurotiales; Aspergillaceae
Exons: 2
Coding region: 1-258 (85 amino acids)
Source: RefSeq, a predicted model, not a curated record
AUGAGAUCCGGAAACCCGCUCCUCUCGCAUCUCCGCGCCGAGCUCAAAGAUCUUAGCAAAAAGGUCCAUUUCGAAGGCAAUGCCAAGCCAAGUAUUCCUAUCAAUUGGCGUUUUGCGGAGAGUAUCUCGGCGUUGAAGGGACUCAAAGCCACAAUGAUCAAACUCCUUGUGCACCAUGCACCCCUCUUCAUGUCACUAGCGCAGGUUCUAGAUGAGAACAGAUAUCCCACAUCUCUCGGCCCAUUGGAACCCAGAUGA